AUGUUCGCCAACAUUGCUAUCAUUGUUACCGGCCUUGCCGCCGUCGGCACUGCCCUCCCCGCUGCCAGCAGCGCAACCAAGCGUGGCAUCGCAGACAAGUACACCUUCUACCAGGGUGACGGAUCUUCUGCCGCCGGCUGGCCUUCCCAAGAUUCUUGGGGCACCUGGGAUGAGCUCUGGGAUGCCAACGUUCCCCUCAUGCAAAAGUCCUGCGUCUGGAAUGGCUGGGUCGGUGAUGACUCUGAUUCCGAGAUUCAGGAUAUCGCCAACGCCAUCAAGUCCACUGCCAAGUCCACCGGUAUCGAUGAGCGCUUCAUCCUCGCCAUCAUGAUGCAGGAGAGCAAGGGCUGCGUCCGAGUCCCGACUACCAACAACGGUGUCACCAACCCCGGUCUCAUGCAGUCCCACAACGGAGCCGGUAGCUGCUUCGGCAUCAGCCCCUGCCCCUCAUCCACCAUCAGCCUCAUGAUCAACGACGGUGUUUCUGGCACAUCCGAGGGCCCUGGCCUUGAGAAACUCCUGUCUGAGGCUAAGGGAAAGGUUAACAGCGAUGGUAGCCAGGCCUACUAUGCCGCUUCUCGUCUGUACAACAGCGGAUCUGCUGAUUACACCAACCUCGACAACGGCCUCGGUAGCACUGCUUGCUACGCUUCUGACGUCGCUAACCGUCUCACUGGUUGGACCCUUGCUACCAGCACCUGCCACUAA
This is a messenger RNA of Trichoderma aggressivum f. europaeum, 708 nucleotides long. RefSeq lists its product as uncharacterized. The transcript has a single exon. Lineage: Eukaryota; Fungi; Ascomycota; Sordariomycetes; Hypocreales; Hypocreaceae. The record is from RefSeq and is a predicted model, not a curated record. Bases 1 to 708 code for a protein of 235 amino acids.